This is a messenger RNA of Aplysia californica (California sea hare), 963 nucleotides long. RefSeq names its product C-type lectin domain family 4 member M-like. The record is from RefSeq and is a predicted model, not a curated record. The transcript has a single exon. The coding region runs from base 187 to 957 and encodes 256 amino acids. Lineage: Eukaryota; Metazoa; Mollusca; Gastropoda; Aplysiida; Aplysiidae.
ACUUUAUUAGUUAGUUAGUACGCCUGGUUAGUUUGUUAGUUAGUUUCUCAUCCAAACAUCCCCAUGGACACAAAGAUACAGACUAUUACUUCAAUUGUCACACAAACAACAUGCUACGAGUGCUAGACUUUGACAUUAAGUAAAACCCAUGAAAGCAAAAAAAAAUCAUAUUAUUUCUUCUCAGGUAUGCAAUACAAGAUGACCCGACAUCUACUCAGCAGACCAACUGUGUGCCAACUGUACAUCUACGCCUGCUGUCUUCUCUAUUCCUCCGCCCCAGUGUUCUCUUCAGACGUCAACAAGAGGUUCAGAGCGCGUUCUUCCACUUCUCUGAGUCUCCUGCCCAUAGGGACAUACAACGCUACGUCAGUCUCAGCGUGCGCAGUACGUUGUGUUUCCCGACACAACAGCCACUACUUUGCUUUUGACCAGGAGACAAACCUUUGUCAAUGUGCGCUGACCAUUGUCCAAGGUACGGUAUCUCCUUUACUUCCCUCGGAGCGUCUGUGGGAUCAAGUGUCAGACGAGCGAUGCAACAUGAGCGCAGGUUUCGCCAUGGCGGCUCUCCACAACCAACAACUGUGUCUGAAGGUGAUCUUUUCUGAACAAGUCAACUUUGCCACGGCGAGAGCGAGAUGUGAGGCUUUCGACAAUGGUCGUCUUUUCGUCUCCGACACAGUAGACAAGUUGAAUCUUCUCCGUCAGAUUCACGACGCUGUUAUGAAAGGUAGCAGGUUUAAUUUGUACGUGGGUAUGAACGACAUUGUAACAGAGGAUGAAUUCUACUGGGAAGAUGGGAGGCUGGUCACUGAGGAAGAGAGGAGACUGUUGUUUAAUCCAGGUCAACCAAGCAAUUCUGGAAAUGAAGACUGUGUGAUGUUUGCGUCACGUAUUCACAGGCUCAAUGACGUACCGUGUUAUUUUAAGUCCGGCUAUGUUUGUGAGAUACACGCAUAAUCUAGG